Messenger RNA from Theobroma cacao (cacao), 819 nucleotides. RefSeq names its product HSP20-like chaperones superfamily protein (gene ATHSP22.0). Lineage: Eukaryota; Viridiplantae; Streptophyta; Magnoliopsida; Malvales; Malvaceae. The record is from RefSeq and is a predicted model, not a curated record.
UGCCUGCGUUUUUAAGUUAUAUCAAUUUCAAACAAGCUAAUCGACGCUCUCUUGUAUUGGUAUUACAUAAUGAGGCAGCAACUCGACUUCCUACGACUGCAGCUGUUGCUCUUGAUGUGUUAAGUUGCCUUAUCCAAUGGGUCUUUGCUGCCAUUCAUGGAUCAUCAAGGCAGUGGCAGUUUGUUAUUGCCUGAUCCGUUCCGGGUGCUAGAGCAAAUCCCACUUGGCCUCGAGAGGGACGAGAGCCUGGCACUGUCUCCAACGAGGGUAGACUGGAAGGAAACACCCGAAGGUCAUGUGAUCAUGUUAGAUGUGCCAGGGUUGAAGAAGGAAGAGCUCAAGAUUGAAGUUGAGGAGAACCGAGUGCUGAGAGUGAGCGGGGAGAGGAAGAGAGAGGAAGAGAAGAAGGGUGAUCAUUGGCACAGAGUGGAGCGAUCCUAUGGCAAGUUUUGGAGACAGUUUAGGUUGCCUGACAACGUAGACUUGGACACUGUCAAGGCUAAGCUGGAAGAUGGUGUGCUUACAUUGUCUUUGGCCAAAUUGUCUCCUGACAAGAUCAAGGGUCCAAGGGUAGUCAGCAUUGCUGGAGGAGACGCCAAUGAACCUGCCAAGCUCAAAAGUAGCGAAGCAAAGCAGGAGCUUUAGAUGUUUUUCAUAAUUAACUUUGUUAAUGUUGAGACGAGUUUUUGCAGGAAAUAAGGUGCUGUGUUUUCAUGCAAUUUCGCACUACUAAUAUGAAUGUAGUGUAAGGAAAAGCUAUUGUGUAACUUGUGUUCUCUUAUAUGUGACAUGUGGAAUGGAUGGAAAGAAUAGACUCCA